CCUAUUAUUUCUUUGAUUGCCCAUCACUGCUCCUUAGGCGAUUAUUCGUUUUCCCGGCGAGUGCGGCUACGCUUACAACAUACAAGACAGAAAUGGCGCAUAACGAGAGGCCUGUCUCUCCACAAGAGAAGGUUGCCGUCAACCAGAUGGAGCAUGUCUUGACUACCGACGACCCCGCUCUCAUGAAGCAGCCCGUUAUUGAGAAGGUCGAUGAGUUCGGUGCACACACUAAGACAGACCCGAAGGAGAUUGCCUUGGUGAAGAAGAUCGACUGGUACAUCCUGCCCAUCCUCUGGUUGAUGUACUUCCUCAAUUUCCUCGACCGAAAUGCGAUGAUUAACGGCAAACUCAAUCACUUGGACAAGGACCUCAAACUCAAAGGCACACAAUACAACACAUGUGUCUCCAUCCUAUUCGUCGGAUACCUUUGCGGACAAGUUCCUUCCAACAUGAUCCUCAACCGAGUUCGCCCUUCAUAUUACAUGGCUGGUUUCAUGAUGGCCUGGUCCAUUGUUAGUCUAUUGACCUACAAGUGCCACGACUUCGGAACGAUGCUGGGCUGUCGCUUCCUGCUUGGAAUUACCGAGGCUCCGUUCUACCCCGGUGCGCUUUACAUGCUUAGCAUGUUCUACACCAGGAAGGAGAUCUCAACCCGCAUGGCUAUCUUUUAUACCGGCAACAUGGCCGCUAGCGCUUUCUCUGGGCUCAUUGCAGCUCCCAUUUUCUCGGGAAUGCAAGGCGUUAAGGGUCUCUCUGGAUGGCAAUGGCUCUUCAUCAUCCAAGGAGCCGUCUCCAUCCUUGUCGCCAUUCUUGCCUUCUUCCUCUUGCCUGAUAGCCCCCUUAAGACCCGCUGGUUGACAGAAGAGGAGCGCCAGCUGGCUCACACCCGAAUCUACAACGAUACCACCGACCGUCGCGAGGGCACCAGUGUCUGGACGGGUCUUCGGGAGGCCUGCACCGAUUGGCGAACAUGGGUCUUCUGUCUCAUGGAUAACCUCCAUCUCUCAGCGAACGGAUUCAAGAACUUUUUGCCCACUGUUGUCUCGACACUCGGUUACAACACCACCGUCAGUCUCGUGCUGACCUGCCCGCCCUACGUCUUCUCCGCCUUCUUCUCCGUUCUGGUCCCUUGGUCAUCUGGAAAGUACAACGAGCGAACGUGGCACAUUACCAUUAGCAAGCUUAUUUUUUGCAUCGGUUUCGUCAUGGGAGUUUCGUCUCUUAACAUGGGAGUUCGUUACACCGGUAUCAUGCUAUUUGUUGGAGCUACAUAUGGCGUGAACAACUUGAUUCUCGGCUGGACCUCGUCAGUUCUCGGUCAAACCGACGAAAAGAAGGCAGUUGCCAUCGCCAUGGCCAAUACUCUUGGAAACGCAGCCAGCAUCUACACCCCCUAUCUCUGGCCCGACUCUGACAAGCCUCGAUUCUUGACUGCCAUGCUUGCUAGCAUUGGAUUCUCUAUCGGAGUUGUUAUCUGCGCCUGGGGCAUGAGGUUUGCGUUGAUGCGCACUAACCGCAAGAAGAGAGAGGCCGACCCCAAUGCCUCCAACUUCUAUGUCUACUGAGUGUAGAAAUAGAGUAUUGCGGACCGUGGGAGAGAGGAUCUUGGAAGGCAUCAGGUCUGAAGUACUGAAGUAAGGUACUGCGGGAAGUUGAAAUCACCUUAUUUGAGCGACUAGGAGAUGUGUAAAAU
Molecule: messenger RNA, 1693 nt
Organism: Colletotrichum godetiae
Lineage: Eukaryota; Fungi; Ascomycota; Sordariomycetes; Glomerellales; Glomerellaceae
Product: MFS transporter
Exons: 8
Coding region: 93-1565 (490 amino acids)
Biological process (GO): transmembrane transport
Cellular component (GO): membrane
Molecular function (GO): transmembrane transporter activity
Source: RefSeq, a predicted model, not a curated record